AUGGCGCAUCCUAACUCGCGUCCUAUAUCCCUCAAUGCAGAUUCCUCCAUGUUGUCAUACCCUUCGUCGUCAUCGCCAGAACCAGUACCGGCUUCGGCGUCAACAUCGGUAUCGCGCACUGCUUCAACCACGGCAGUGUCUUUCCUGGCCAAAUACACCAACGUAUCCACUCCGCACUCGCCCACGGACGAAUGUCCCAUCUGCCUGGACGCCUACACGGCCGAGCCUUGCUUGCGAAUCACAGGCAUCGCGGGAUGCAGCCACCACAUCGGGGGUACGUGUUUGCGAGCCAUGCUGGAGAACCGACCGAGGGACGAGAAGCGGUGUCCGCUGUGUCGCACCGUCUGGAUACCCGAAGCUCCGCCUGGGAUUCGGUCGCGGCCCCCAAGUCACGAGGGCGCAGUACGGACAGACAGCACGGUCCGAGGACCCAACAACAUGGGCAGAGACGUCGGCAGCGGUCAAAGACGCCUUGUCAACGCUCCUCCAGUAGCAAGAGAGUUUGCACCACGAGGCACGCGGCCAUUCUUUGCGUUUAACCCGCGGCAGGCAGUGCACCAAGGCAUGCUGCGGCACUACGAAGCCCAAGGGCAGGGCCGCCAUCAGCCCAUUGUUAUCGACUCGGCGUCGGAAGCAGAAGACGAGGCAGACGACUACGCGACUCAAGUGCACAACUUCACCAGCCUAACGCGCGACAUCGCCGAAAUCCGGCGCCGGGCAGGAACCAUUCCACAUCGCAUGGGCAGCACAGGGCCCAGACGCCAGACGCGAGCAGCAGCCAUCCCAGAAGAAGAUGGAGAGGAAGAAGGUCCUACGACAAUCAACCCUGGGGGUAAUGGUAGGGGGAGCAGGGGUGGUAGUGGCGCAAACGGCAAUCCCGCUAAUCAUCGUCAUACACGGAGUGGAGGCAACUUUCCCGGUCUCAAUACCCCAAGUGGCGCCAGUGCCAGUGUCUUUACUCGUCUAAUGUUGCCUCCGGCGCGGAAUACUCUUCUUCGCACGCCGGUAAACGCGACUGCGCCUCCGCCAGCAGCAGCAGCAGCAGCAGCGACAAGCGAUGGUUUGAACGGCGGCGCCGCGCGUAUGCAGCACGGCUUUGCGCUUGGCCAGGAAGACGGUGUGGAAGAGAGAAGGGAUAAUACGCAAGACGCCAUUGCAUCAUUUGCGCUACCCGACUAUCUGCGCACGCCCUCGAUCGACGGCGACAUGGUCAUGGGUGGUGAUGAUGCGUAUACUCCUCCGCAGCGGUCCCCGCCUCGCCUCGCCAAUCAGUCGGACCUCGAUGCUCGCAGCCGGUUUCUGGAUCAUCGAGAACAGGCGCUGCAUGUGCGGCAUAUGGAGCUGGUGCGGCGCGAGGCUGCGCUGAGGGAGAAGGAGAGGAGUCUGGAGGAAAAUGUCGAGGCGGUGAGGAGGGAGAAGCUGAGUUUGAGGGGGCUGCUGAGGAGGCAGAGAGACGAGUUGGAUCGGAUGUUGCGGUAG
Exserohilum turcica Et28A is the source of this 1479-nucleotide messenger RNA. RefSeq lists its product as uncharacterized. The transcript has a single exon. Bases 1 to 1479 code for a protein of 492 amino acids. Lineage: Eukaryota; Fungi; Ascomycota; Dothideomycetes; Pleosporales; Pleosporaceae. The record is from RefSeq and is a predicted model, not a curated record.